Rubroshorea leprosula is the source of this 3153-nucleotide messenger RNA. The record is from the annotation of a GenBank genome assembly. NCBI's taxonomy places the organism in Eukaryota, Viridiplantae, Streptophyta, Magnoliopsida, Malvales, Dipterocarpaceae.
AGACGCAGCAUAUUACGAUUCUCUGUCAUGCCGUCACCCACAGGUUACCCAUCCAUUGACUACAAUAUUUAAGGAUUAUCUUCUCUACUUUUCUUGCGGCGAUAUCUCUUCUUCAUAAUUUAGUGAGAAAAAUACUUAUAUACAGCGAAAGCAACUUUGUUUCGAUCGACAGACGGAGAAGAUGGCGCAGAAGAAGUACAUAAUAGAGGUCGAGAAAGCGAAGGCAGCUGGAGAUGGAAGACCGUCCGUCGGACCUGUGUGUCGGAGUAUCUUUGCCAAGGAUGGAUUUCCUCCUCCGAUUCACGGAAUGGACAGUUGCUGGGACAUUUUCCGCAUGUCUGUGGAGAAUUAUCCUAACAAUCCGAUGCUUGGUCGUCGUGAGAUUGUGGAUGGGAAGGCUGGUCAAUACGUUUGGCUAACUUACAAAGAAGUUUAUGACGUAGUAAUCAAAGUAGGAAAUUCCAUUCGGACUUGUGGUGUUGAGGAGGGGGGGAGAUGUGGUAUUUAUGGUGCCAAUUGCCCAGAGUGGGUUAUGAGUAUGGAGGCCUGUAAUGCUCAUGCACUAUAUUGUGUACCUCUAUAUGACACCUUAGGUGCUGGUGCUGUGGAGUUCAUUAUAUGCCAUGCAGAAGUUUCACUUGCUUUUGUCGAGGAAAAGAAGAUUCCAGAGCUUUUUAAAACAUUUCCCAACUCAACAAAAUACUUAAGAACCAUCGUGAGCUUUGGCAACAUUAGAACUGAGCACAAGGAAGAAGCUGAAAAUUUUGGUUUGGCAAUGUAUUCAUGGGAUGAAUUUUUGCAACUGGGAGAAAGCAAACGGUUUGAUCUCCCAGUGAAAAAGAAAAGUGAUAUUUGUACAAUAAUGUAUACUAGUGGGACAACUGGUGAUCCUAAGGGAGUAUUGAUUUCAAAUGAUAGCAUUGUUACUCUUAUAGCUGGCAUAAGACGAUUACUUGAGAGUGUAAAUGAAGAGUUGACGGUCAAGGAUGUGUAUCUUUCUUACCUUCCUCUGGCACAUAUCUUUGAUCGGGUGAUUGAGGAGUUCUUCAUUUCACAAGGUGCCUCUAUAGGGUUCUGGCGUGGGGAUGUCAAACUGUUGGUUGAAGACAUUGGGGUGCUGAAGCCAACUAUUUUCUGUGCCGUUCCCCGUGUGUUAGAUAGAAUAUAUUCAGGUUUGAAAGAGAAGAUUUCCUCAGGAGGCCUCUUGAAAAAGACACUGUUUGACAUUGCAUACUCAUACAAAUUCUAUAAUAUGAGGAAGGGGCGGAAACAUGAAGAAGCAUCUCCAAUCUGUGACAAAAUUGUGUUUAGUAAGGUGAAGGAAGGAUUGGGAGGGAGAGUGCGACUUAUUCUAUCCGGAGCAGCACCACUUUCUACUCAUGUAGAAGCCUUUCUGCGAGUGGUGGCAUGUUGUCAUGUUAUGCAAGGAUAUGGUCUGACAGAAAGUUGUGCUGGAACUUUUGUAUCAAUACCAAACGAAUUAGCAAUGCUUGGUACUGUUGGGCCUCCAGUGCCAAAUGUGGAUAUAUGCCUAGAAUCUGUCCCAGAAAUGGGAUAUGAUGCUCUUGCAGAUAUACCACGUGGUGAAAUCUGUAUCAGGGGAAGUACCCUAUUUUCAGGGUACUAUAAACGUGAAGACCUCACCAAAGAAGUCAUGGUGAAUGGGUGGUUCCACACAGGGGAUAUUGGUGAGUGGCAACCAGAUGGAAGCAUGAAAAUUAUUGACCGAAAGAAGAAUAUAUUCAAGCUUUCACAAGGAGAGUAUGUUGCAGUUGAAAAUUUGGAGAAUAUUUAUGGUGUUGUACCCAUUGUUGAUUCGAUUUGGGUGUACGGUAACAGCUUUGAGUCAUUCCUUGUUGCUGUCGUUAACCCCAACAAACAAGCACUUGAACUUUGGGCGGCCGAAAAUGGAAUAGAUGGUGACUUUGACUCGAUCUGUCAAAAUCCUAAAGCAAAAGAGUUUGUACUGGGAGAGCUCACUAAGACUGGAAAAGAGAAAAAGUUGAAAGGUUUUGAAUUUGUAAAAGCUGUUCAUCUUGAACCUGUGCCAUUCGACAUGGAGCGUGACCUCCUGACCCCAACAUAUAAGAAGAAGAGGCCUCAACUGCUUAAAUACUAUCAGAAUGUUAUUGAUAACAUGUACAAGAGUGGUGGCAAGUCCAGUGCAUGACUUCAAAGUGCUAAAGUAGGUUUUUCUCAUAAAUGAAGCAAUAAAACCUUUUGUUAUAUAUAUGUGUAUAUAUAUAUAUAUAUAUACACAUAUUGUACAUAUGGCUAUGUAAAGAACUCAUAGUUAUAGGUCAAAAAGUAAAUUUUCUAGAAUUGAUUUCAUUCCAUGCUGUAAAAUUGGCUUUAAUCAUUCUCAGUGGCAUGAUUUCGUUGUCUCAAUGUUGGGGUGAGUAGAAAAUUGAACCUUCGCACAAUUCGAUCUUGAGGCUCCGAUUGGCUGCCUAUUUGCCUCGCAUGGAUCUAUUGGUGUAUCCAUGCAGAGCAUCCACUCCUUGGUCGAGAUGAAAAUUAAAAGAAAAACAUCACUCGUCGCUUGAAUUCUUGUAAACUCUAUUGUGUAUGCUACUUACAUUCUAUUUUAUAAGUCUUUGUCAGUUCUACCUCUUAAAAAAGAAAAAAUUACCAAUCUAAAAAUCAGUGUCAAAAUACACCUUUCUGUCUUCUUAAAAACUACCCCCAAUGUGUUUUUAAUUUAAUUGUUGUAGUCCCUUAGCCUUAUGUAAAUUAAUUUAAUAAUUUUAUAUAAUCAAUAAAUAAUAAUUGAAAAAUUAUUUGAUCAAAAUAAAAUUAUUUAAUAAAAAUAAAGUAUAAAAAAAAUUUCAAUUGUUAUUUAUUUAUCAUAUAAAAUAAUCUAAUUAAAUUAAAGCAACUAAAUCAUAGCAAAAGAAGUAUAUAAUUUGAAAAAACAUCCUUUAGCUCCAUUCCAGAAAUUAGGGCCACCACAGGUCUAGGCGACUCGGGGGAUAAACUGGGAUUUGAAAUGGCUUGAGACGAACUCACGUCUGAGGUAACUUUAAUGGUUUGGGAUUUAGAACAGCUCGGGUCACAAUGUGACCUAGGAUCCAAAGUGGCUCACGACACACAGGCAGCUCUAGAAGUAACCUAGAACCUACGAGCUCCGGGGUUGGCCUGGGAUCUACAAUC